Hippopotamus amphibius kiboko is the source of this 2845-nucleotide messenger RNA. It is a transcript of the gene PALM, whose product is annotated as paralemmin. Gene Ontology annotation, biological process: regulation of cell shape; negative regulation of adenylate cyclase activity; positive regulation of filopodium assembly. The transcript is spliced from 9 exons. NCBI's taxonomy places the organism in Eukaryota, Metazoa, Chordata, Mammalia, Artiodactyla, Hippopotamidae. Gene Ontology annotation, cellular component: membrane. The record is from RefSeq and is a predicted model, not a curated record. Bases 124 to 1284 code for a protein of 386 amino acids.
GAUGCCCGCGCCGGUGCCGCCGCCCCCGCGCCGCGCAGCCCCGGCCGCCCGGCCUUAGCCCGCCGGCCCUCCCCGCGCGCCCCCGCCGCCCGGCCUCGCGGACCCACAGACCUCGGCGGGGAGAUGGAGGUCCUGGCAGCAGAGACCACGUCCCAGCAGGAGCGGCUCCAGGCCAUUGCGGAGAAGCGGCGGAGGCAGGCGGAGAUCGAGAACAGGCGCCGGCAGCUGGAGGACGACCGGCGGCAGCUGCAGCACCUGAAGUCCAAGGCGCUGCGGGAACGCUGGCUGCUGGAGGGGACGCCGUCCUCGGCCUCGGAGGGGGACGAGGACAUGAGGAGGCAGAUGCAGGAGGACGAGCAGAAGGCGCGGCAGCUGGAGGAGUCCAUCUCCAGGCUGGAGCAGGAGAUCGAGGAGCUGGAGAACGCGGAAGCGCUGCCGGCAGCUGCCAAGGCGAGCCCCGCGGCCCCGAGCCCCGCCCGCGCCCCGGCCCCCGCCGCGGAGGACCAGAGGGCCGAGGCCGCAGUGAACUCUCAGCAGACCCCGGUGGGCACGCCCAAAGAGAAGCGAAUCUCCAACACCCCGUUGAGGACGGUUGAAGGCUCCACCAUGAUGAAGGCAGCCAUGUACUCGGUGGAGAUCACGGUGGAGAAGGACAAGGUGACGGGGGAGACCCGGGUGCUGUCCAGCACCACCGUGCUCCCCCGGGAGCUCCUCCCUCAGGGCAUCAAGGUCUACGAGGACGAGACCAAAGUGGUCCACGCCGUGGACGGCACGGCAGAGAACGGCAUUCACCCUCUGAGCUCCUCUGAGGUGGACGAACUCAUCCACAAGGCGGACGAGGUCACACUGAGCGAGGCGGGGUCAGCGCCUGGGGCCGUGGAGCCCAGGGGGCCGUCGGAGGACGCCACCGUCCGGACCACGCCCUCCAGGCGGGAGAUCACUGGAGUGCAGGCCCAGCCUGGGGAGGCCACAUCGGGCCCGCCGGGCAUCCAGCCCGGCCAGGAGCCCCCGGUCACCAUGAUCUUCAUGGGCUACCAGAACGUGGAGGAUGAGGCCGAGACCCAGAAGGUGCUGGGCUUGCAGGACACCAUCACCGCGGAGCUGGUAGUCAUCGAGGACGCAGCUGAGCCCAAGGAGGCGGCCCCACCCAAUGGCAGUGCAGCUGAGCCGCCCGCCACCGAGGGCUCCAGGGAAGAGAACCAGGUGGGGCCCGAGGCCCCCGCCAGCGACCCCCAGGACCUCGACAUGAAGAAGCAGCGCUGUAAAUGCUGUUCCAUCAUGUGACCCACCCGGCCCCCCAGACCCCGGCCCUGCCCUCCACACCAGACACCCUCACAGCCCGGCCCUCCCGGCGCCUGCCCACCCUCCACCCGCAGUCACGGGCCCAGGACGUGCUGUGUUGUCACAUGUUCCGAGUUUUCUUUCACCAGGAAGAGAGGGACAAGGGUCCCCCAUCCCGUCACCAUCCCCCCACACCCUAAGCCACUGAGCCGUGCACCGAUGCCUGGUAGGAGAGACACGGGCACACCCGCUUGUCCCCACACGAGGGUCCCCGCCAUGUCACGGCAGCUCCGCGGAUGUGGCUCUCACCCACAGUGGUCCUGGCUGGUGUGACCCGGGGCCUUGAUGCGGCCCCAGGCCAGCCCGCCUCCCUCUGGGCCUCCUGCCUGUGCCUUCCUGCCACCUCCAAUGAGGUCCCUGAGGGGACACCCUGCCGGCGAGGGGUCCUAGGAGCCAAGGGUUCUGGGGGCCUUGCUCUUUCCCUGCUCAGCCUCUGAGGGGUUUCCCUGGCCAAGGCGCUGGGUCUGGGUCUCAGGCAGUUGGGGUGAGGAUGUGCCUCUUUGGGGAGCCCAGGCUCGAGGUCUUGGCAUGGAGUUUGAGCCCUCCCGGACACCCCCAGCCUGAUGUGCCCCUCCCCCCAGUGCUCUGGGCGCAGCCAGUGGACGAUGGAGCCUGGGAAGGCGGAGCCCUGGGGACGUGCCCCCCCACUCAGAAGGGGUGUGACCCCUGUGCUGUCUUCUGGCCGGGCUGGGCCAGGGGUCUUUGAGCUGUCUCUUGCACAAGGCAGGGCCACGUGAGCCCCUUUUUGUCCUGAGCUCCCACCCCCACUGGGCCCUCCUUCCUCCUGGUGCUAAUUCAGGGACCCUGGGGGACUGCCCUUAGCCCCUUCUCCAGCCUGCUUGGACCAGGGUCCUGGGCCUCCCCAACCAUACCCCAGAGAUCAGGCCCACCGCCGGCUCCGCUAGGCUUGGCGCAUUCCGGGCAGUGGAGAGAGGCACACUGCCCGGGACAGGGAGCUUCUCCUGGGUUGCAGCUGGAGAUCCCUGUCUGCUGCCCAGCCUGACGUGCACCUGCCCCCCUCUUGCUGGAAGGGGUGAGGGGUGAGGGGCUCCCCUCCUGGGGGCAGCUGACACAGGUGUAUAGACACAUCUCCCUGGUUGCAGCUACACCCGUCCCCAGAGGCACAUUCAUGCACAUGCUCACAGGCCCUCUCAUGUAUGGGCUGUGGAUGACCAGGCCCCAUCUCGGCCCCUCCCCUAGGGGCCUGCAGCCUGGUGCCCUGGGCCCAGGCCAACCCCGCCUCAGCAGGGUGGGUGCAGGGACCACCCUGGACCGCAGCCUGGGUCCCCAUCUCAGCCUUGCCCCUGGGUGGCUGGGAUGAGAGGCCCUCUCUGAGGUGACCCUGAGCAGUGGCCGUGGAAUCCUCCCUUCCUCCUCAAGUCCACCCAAGUCCUCGAGCUGUGAGCCUCCGCUGAAGUGCCCUUGCUGCCCCCUCUGCUUUCGAUGUGUGAUGAGGCCCUGAUGUUCUUGACUUUCCCAGAGAAGCAAAUAAACAGUGUGAACA